Messenger RNA from Salvia miltiorrhiza (redroot sage), 1673 nucleotides. Its product is annotated as probable protein phosphatase 2C 2. NCBI's taxonomy places the organism in Eukaryota, Viridiplantae, Streptophyta, Magnoliopsida, Lamiales, Lamiaceae. The record is from RefSeq and is a predicted model, not a curated record. Gene Ontology annotation, molecular function: cation binding; protein serine/threonine phosphatase activity. Gene Ontology annotation, biological process: protein dephosphorylation. The transcript has 4 exons. Bases 330 to 1376 code for a protein of 348 amino acids.
CUCUGUGAUACUGAUAGUAUAUAGUUUAGUUUUAGCUCAAAGGGGCGGCAGGCAGUUGUCGGUCACCACAAGCUGACAGCCGGUUUCCCGGUAUCUCUCCCCCACCUAUAAGUAACGAUUCAAGCCGACUUGUGCGCAGUUUUGGUCAUCUUUUUCACACGGACAGAAAUACCAAGAAAGUCCCAGAAGCGAAAAUUCAUUCUUUGUUAAUAUUAGAUUCAUCGCCUAAAAAUUAAGAGUAAAAUUUUCAAGGACUCAGGUUUAAAGAUUCCAUUUUUCCAAGAAAAGAGUUGUCUGAAAGAGCUUAGUGAUUGAAGAAGACGAAGGAGAUGGGAGCGGAAGCCGAGGUGGUAGUUCGAACAAGCAUCCCUAUGUUGGAUGUGCCCUCUUCUCAACUUGAUGUUAAAUCUCCGGAGACGCCUGUGCCGUUUGUACCAAGCAUUCGAUCUGGUGGUUUUGCUGAUAUUGGUCCGCGAAGAUACAUGGAAGACGAACACAUAAGGAUAGAUGAUCUGUCAGCACACUUGGGGUCGCUCAUCACAGUCCCCGAACCUAGUGCCUUCUAUGGGGUUUUUGAUGGUCAUGGAGGGCCUGAGGCUGCAGCCUAUGUUAGAAAACACGCAAUGAGAUUCUUCUUCGAAGAUGGUGAUUUCCCCCGAGCUUCUGAAGUGAAUGAUGCAUUCAUAUUGGAGGUUGAGAAAUGUCUGAGGAAAGCUUUUCUGCUAGCGGAUAUGGCCUUAGCUGAUGAUGGCAGCGUGAGCACUUCUUCUGGAACAACUGCUUUGACAGCUCUCGUCGUUGGGAGGCUUCUAAUGGUGGCGAAUGCAGGGGACUGCCGAGCAGUUCUCUGCCGGAAAGGCGAGGCGAUUGAUAUGUCUCAAGAUCACAGGCCUACAUAUGCAUCGGAGAGAAGGCGUGUCGAGGAAUUGGGUGGAUUCAUUGACGAUGGCUAUCUCAACGGUGUUCUCUCUGUUACUCGGGCCCUGGGCGACUGGGACAUGAAGCUGCCGCGAGGUUCCUCCUCGCCUCUCAUUGCAGAACCUGAAUUUCACCAAAUCACUCUAACAGAGGAUGAUGAGUUCCUCAUAAUUGGAUGUGAUGGAAUCUGGGAUGUCUUGUCAAGCCAGCAAGCCGUUAGCCUCGUUCGUCGCGGGCUCAGACGACACGACGACCCUGAGCAAUGCGCGAAGGACCUCGUGAUGGAGGCCCUUCGUCUCAACACUUUCGACAAUCUCACAGUGAUCAUCGUGUGUUUUACAUGUCUGGAUCAAACAGAGCAACUGUCGACGCGCCAGAAGAAGCUGAGAUGCUGCAGCCUCUCCGCAGAGGCUUUAUGCAGCCUACGGAGUUUCUUGGAUGGCGGCAGCAACCGGUGAUAGCCGGCAGUUUUCGCCUUUUACCGACUACCUUGCCCAUCUAUUUUAGGGAGGGAAGCUUCAGCUUGAGCAGCAUUAUGAGCUGUUUAGAAGUUUUGUUUAUUACAUUCUUUCCUGUUUUUGUAUCCUAAUUGUUUCACUGGUUUGGUGUACAUAUAAUUGGUGGGCCGAGAGAAUAAUAUGUGUUGUAACUUGUAAGAAUUUGACUAUGUAUUGGUAGAUGAUGAUGAUGAUGACGACUUUUUCUCUUGUUGUCAUUGUCCUUAAUAUUGGACUUAUUUAUUUUGGUGCCACCUA